AUGGCCAUUCGGGACAUCGUCUCCAAUCCCUCGCUGCUGCCCGUGCUUGGCCUCAGCGCCGAGACUCGCGAUCAAUGCAUGAGCCUGCUGGCCGCCCUGGACCCAACCGUCGACCUCGCCGCUGACCCCCAGGACCGCGCCCUGGCCGCCUCCAAGGAGCAGAAGCAGCUGUUUGCUCUACUGGCUCGUCUGCGCGGGCUGAACCGUGAUGCUAUCCUCCGUGUGCGCGAAACCAAGCAGUCCACCGCGGAGGCUCGCCAGGAGAUCGAUCGGCUACAUCUGCAGCUGCAGAACCUGUACUAUGAACAACGGCAUCUGACGGGCGAGAUCACGGCCUGCGAGACUUACGAACACAAAUAUCGCUCUCUCCCGUUAAUCCCCCUCGAAGAGUUCCUCGCCCUCCACCCCGAACACCAGGAGUCGGACGACCACGAAUUGAUGAUCGCGCAGAUCAACCACGAACAUAGCGAGCGGGAGAAGCUGGAACAGGCGCGGCAGGAGCUCCUGAAGCGGAAGCAGGCGCUGAUUGCCGAGAACAACAAGCGCAAGGAGGACCUGGCCAGUUUGGAUCAGGAUCUGGAGCGGUUCAUUGACGUGGGUGUCCUUCUCCUGUCUUGCGGGCGUACUGCUAACUCCACCAGGCGGCCAAACCCAUCCAGAAGCUCUUCGAAAAGGAGUAUUAACAUUAGAUCUUGGGCAUAUCUGCAUGCCCUGGUCAUGACGGCCAAGAAUGACGACCAGACGUCUGCCCAGACUGUCUCCGACACCAUGACCGCCCCUACGCCGCGUCUCCCGCCCCCGGAGAAGCCCGAGGCCGUUCGCACCCGCCUCAAGGUCAUUGCGGCCUUCUGGGCUGUGAUCAUCUUCCUGGGCUUUCCCAUCUGGUGGAAGACCACCUCCAUCUACCGCGCCAGCCUGCCCAUUUCGGACAUGAUUGAUUGGGCGGAUGGAAAGACCUGCCGUCCAGUCUUUCCCCUCGAGAUCCGCUUCGAGACCCCUUCCCUGCCCGACACCGAGGCACAGCAUCUUCUCCGCACCACCCAGCACACCCUCGACGACCUCAACGAAUUCUCCGCGCACCACCUGCGACUCAAACUCUCCAGCGACGACGAGCUGACCUCCCCCCGAGCCGCCUUGCACUCCGACACGACCCAGCUCGAUGUCUUCUACCCCCCCAGCCAGAUCCCACCCCCCUCGGCAUCGAACUCACCCCUCUCCGCCUUCAUCGCCAGCGAACUGCAAUCCCUCUUCACGGAGGAGAAAGCCAUCAUCGCCCAGGUCCUCUCCGACCACAAUGUCCUCGGCACAAACACCCACUCCCCCGCGUCCCCCAACAACCAGGCCCCCUCAGCCAUGCUGAACUCCCUUUCCCCCGAGCUCAUCGAAAGCAUGACCCGCCGUCUGCGUCGCUCCCUGAAAUACGCCGAGACCUACCAUCUGGCCUUCAGCCUCUUCACGCCCGGCUCCUCCCCCUCCUCCUGGGACAUCCAAGCCGCGGUGCACGACUACAUCUCCCCACUCCUGGACGCCUUCUCCCCGAUCAGCAACUUCACCGUGGACACGCAAGUCCAGCUGUACGCGACCUUCUCCCCCACCGCGCCCAGCCCCGAGUACGACGAAACCCACUCCGCGUGGACCCUAAAGAAAGACGACCUCAGCGCGUUCAUCAACGCCGCCGAAUGGCCGCUCAGCCCAAGCAUCGGCUCCGGCCCAACCAUCAACUUCAUCCUCUACGUCCCCGCCCCAUCACAAUCCCCCCUCUUGGUGAAAGACAGUCUGGCAACCAGUUGGAUCAUCCCACAAUGGGGCGGCGUCCUUCAUGACCUUCUCACACCAACUCCUUACCCUCCUCGGCGCCCCCUCCACCCCAACCCCCUCCCCCUCCGCCUCCAAACCCUCACCCGCCUCCGCGCCGCCUCCCUCCUCCUCUCCGCCUCCUCCACCAUGGGCUCCCUCGCUCGUCUGACCGAAUCCCUCCCCUCAAUCCCCAUCCCCGCCACAGUCGCCACCUCCGUCUCAACCACGCUGACCCAUCUAUCCUCCGCCUGCGCGCACCUCCGCCACGGGCAGUUCCAGGCCGCGCUGGCCAGCGCCCGCGUCGCCGAGACGGAGGCCGAACGCAGCUUCUUCGAGAAGAGUAUGGUCGGCCAGAUGUAUUUCCCGGAUGAACACAAGGUCGCUGUGUAUCUGCCGCUGUUGGGGCCAAUCGGUGUGCCCUGA
Molecule: messenger RNA, 2220 nt
Organism: Aspergillus heteromorphus CBS 117.55
Lineage: Eukaryota; Fungi; Ascomycota; Eurotiomycetes; Eurotiales; Aspergillaceae
Exons: 6
Coding region: 1-2220 (739 amino acids)
Biological process (GO): attachment of GPI anchor to protein
Cellular component (GO): GPI-anchor transamidase complex
Source: RefSeq, a predicted model, not a curated record